Molecule: messenger RNA, 2076 nt
Organism: Orussus abietinus
Lineage: Eukaryota; Metazoa; Arthropoda; Insecta; Hymenoptera; Orussidae
Gene: Lkb1
Product: serine/threonine-protein kinase STK11
Exons: 6
Coding region: 121-1416 (431 amino acids)
Biological process (GO): intracellular signal transduction; glucose homeostasis; establishment of cell polarity
Cellular component (GO): cytoplasm
Molecular function (GO): protein serine/threonine kinase activity; protein kinase activator activity; ATP binding
Source: RefSeq, a predicted model, not a curated record
CGCAGCAACCGGUGUUAACAUCUUUGGUCAUGGAUCACACAACACGAUGGUGGUGCCGGUUAUGUUUUAGGUUAAAGUCGUGUGAUUUAACAUAGUUUAGUGUUAUUAGUGUUGUGAAAAAUGGACAAUAGGAUUACGAUAUGUGAUCCGGACGAGGAAGAAGUUAAUAAUGAAAUAUUUGGAGACAUUGAGCCAUUCAGUUGGGGUAAUGACGAUAUCAACUGUGAUCUGGACGAUAUCAACACGCUCUUCCACAGAGUGGAUUCUGAUCAGAUUAUAUACGAGGAGAAAAAGAAGAAGUGUAAAUUAAUCGGCAAAUACGUUAUGGGUGAUCUCCUUGGUGAAGGCAGUUACGGAAAAGUUAAGGAAGUACUCGACUCGGAGACUCUUUGCAGGAGGGCCGUUAAGAUUUUAAAAAAGAAAAAACUUCGUAGAAUACCAAAUGGAGAAAUUAACGUACAAAGGGAAAUACAACUACUAAGGAUACUGAAACAUAAGAAUGUUAUUAAUCUUGUUGACGUUCUUUAUAACGAUGAAAAAGAGAAGAUGUACAUAGUUAUGGAGUUCUGUGUGGGUGGUUUGCAGGAUAUGUUGGAAAGUAUACCGCACAAAAAGAAGAAGUUUCCUAUUUGGCAGGCACAUGGAUAUUUCUGUCAGCUGUUGGAUGGAUUGGAAUAUCUCCACAGUAAGGGAAUCAUUCACAAAGAUAUAAAGCCAGGGAAUCUGUUAUUGACGCUCGAUGGUACCUUAAAAAUCAGCGAUUUCGGAGUCGCUGAGGCUUUAGACAUGUUCGCUAAAGAUGAUACGUGCACAACAGGUCAAGGAUCUCCUGCAUUUCAACCUCCUGAAAUAGCAAACGGCUACGAGACCUUUUCAGGAUUUAAAGUCGACAUAUGGAGCAGCGGCGUUACGUUAUAUAACUUAACAACGGGCGAAUACCCAUUUGAAGGAGAUAAUAUUUAUAAGCUGUAUGAGAAUAUCGGCAAAGGUGAAUAUACUAUACCAGACGAUGUCGAAGAUUCAUUGAAAUCUCUUUUGCAAGGGAUGUUACAAAAAGAAAUAGAUAAACGUUUCACAUUACAACAAAUUAUACAUCACCCAUGGACCAUAUGUAUACCCAUUAAGACACUAGAAGAAGUGCCUAUACCUCCUUUCAGAGGAGAUGAAUGGCAUACUAUGACCGUACUGCCAUAUUUAAUGGAACAUCAUUACGGAGUCGACAAUAACCCAACAUACUACACCGAGCACCAACUAAAUGAAGAAAGAAGGCUUCUAGAAGCUGAUCAGAUCAGCGAGGAUCAGAAGAAUGCAUGUGCAACCCAUCAAAGUAAACCUGCACAACACAGUAAGCGAAGAUGGCGAAACCCAAUUUCAUGUAUUAGCGUAAAGAAAUUCCCAUCGUGCAAGCCCUCGUGAUUUGCGAUCUCUUUAUAUUUGCUUGUUACGAAGUUUCUACUGACCAUGUCAGUUACGUGUUUUCUCUGUACCGGAGACGAUUGCAAACUCGAUAUUUCGAAACAGUGCUGAAUAUUACAAGGUAUAAAAGUCCCCGGGCGACUUGGUUAUACAUUUUUUGAGCUGGAAUGUUCAAAAGUAUCGAAUAUAAAAGCUUGUGAUAUUAACGUUAACUAGUAAUAGCGGUUAAUCUGUCGCAUUAUACCGAUCAAUGAUUAAGAAAAUUUACUCUAUCGUCAGUCGGUAUGCAGACAUAAUACAUGAUUUUAAUUCUUUUAAUUAAUUUAGAUGAAAAUCGCGGUUAAAGAGAAAGAGAGAGUUGUUGAAUCUUGUUAUACUGAUAAAAUAAUCGGACGACUGGAAUCUAUCUAUUAACGAAAAUUCCAAUGAAAUUAUUCCCUGCGCUUUUUAAGUAAUGAAAUUUUACAAAGACGAUUCUCCUCGUUCCUCCAAAUUUAUUUGAUAGUAUUCGGAAUUAGAAUCGAGGAUCUGAAACGUCAUGUCAUGAUACUAACCCCUACCGUUGCUUGUUUUAUUUUGUAUUUCGCAUUAAUCUUUGAUUAUAAAAAUUUGUAAGAUUUCCCCAGAAUCGUUACGGUACACCUCAGUAUUUUCUUGUAA